This is a messenger RNA of Penicillium verrucosum, 2085 nucleotides long. Its product is annotated as nucleic acid-binding protein. Lineage: Eukaryota; Fungi; Ascomycota; Eurotiomycetes; Eurotiales; Aspergillaceae. Gene Ontology annotation, molecular function: RNA binding. The coding region runs from base 1 to 2085 and encodes 694 amino acids. The transcript has 9 exons. The record is from RefSeq and is a predicted model, not a curated record.
AUGGUACGGUCUACCAUGGACGUCAACAACUCAAAGUCCCAAAUGAAACCGAACUCUCCCAAGAAACUGACCCGGGUGAUGUAUACGAAGCCUCUCCAGCUGCGCGAAGCGGUCGAGGGUGAUGGCAGUGUCUGUGGUGGAAUCUUUAUCGACGAAGACUUCAAAUCACAAUGCAAAGCUCGUAUCGGCCGUAAAUGGUAUAGCUUUACCCCUGCUGAUAUCAAAACUAUCCUAGCAGAAGAAUGGGAGUCCGGUAUCAAGUCACGAUAUUCUCUACAGGACCAUCGCCCUUUUUGGACAUUGUCAAUACUGCGUGGCCCGUUAUCUGGCGCAGACUUGAAUGAUACAUCCCGCAAGCCCCAUAUCAAGAAUGGCUCUGACAUCAAAACGGCCUUUGACGCUAGAGCUAUUCCUGGUCACCUAAAACUAGUGGACAAGCAAAUAGAAACGGCUGAAGACAAAGGCCAUGAUGUGACUGGAAUCGUUCUUGUCGGGGCCUCGGCUCCAGCCCCUAUAUCCGCGAACGCCUCGAGGCCGAAUAUUCACAUCGGGGUAUCGAAAUCUGUCGGUCUAACGCCGUCAGGAGAUAUGAUUAAAAGACAUACUGCCAUCUGCCGUGGAGCCAUCCUCAAAGGACUCAUGGAGGCCCCUAUCUCCGUGGAGGUGCCUAAUGCUCCUACUAUUCUUUCAACCAUCUCUAGGACGUGUCUCGGCGUCAACUCAACACCUCGAUUCGUAGAAGGGGUUCAUCGCCAUAAAGAUAAGUAUUUAUGUCAAGCCGAGGGUAUUUACAAGGCGAGAAAUCAGAUGUCGUGGUAUAUCGAAAAGGGCGAGGAAAUUAUGAGGGCAUCUCCUAUCCGGAAAGAGUUCUACAGAACAUAUACUAGGAGGGAAGAAUUCCCACCGUCUUCCUUCAAAGUGAAGAUUUAUCAGUGCGAAAACGAACGGCCGCCUAAAAGAUUGACCAGUCCUGGUGUGAGGCUUCAUUCCACCAUUAACUUCGAUCUUACCGGCUUUGAAUACGAUGAACUUGAAAGUCACAAAGGUCCCGGUGGUCAGAGAUGCAAGAGGUUCCAUUACACGAUUGAGAUGGUACCCUCAGGCGCCUCCACGGAGAUUUCGAUCGAGCAUUGCUUCCGCCGGGCCGUUUCUCGGCUUCAAUUGUCCCCAGCCAUUUCGCGUUCAUCGAUCACCGCCUCUAGUACAGUGCUGCGCUCAGCAUGUCCCACUCCUGCGCUGUUCGCCUACCCAACCCUCACACAGACUCGGUUAAACUCGACCAAUGAAGACGGUCCACGAAUUCCGGUCAGAUAUGUUGAGGCUAUCACACCAGAUAUGAAGCCAGAGGACUACCGUCAGGAAAGACAAGAACGCAGACGUCAGUAUAUGAGCGAGGGCGCUUUACCGAAGACCACCGUGUACGUGGGCAACCUCUUCUUCGACGUAACCGCAGAGGACGUGCGCAAGCAGUUUGAGAAAUUCGGUGCCGUGGAGAACGCAUUGAUUGUGCACGAUGCCCGCGGGUUGAGCAAAGGUUUCGGCUACGUUACCUUCUCCACCGUCGAGGAAGCCACGGAAGCAAUCAGACAACAGCACGGAGGCGUUUUCGAAGGCCGUGAGGUGGUCGUGCAGUUCUCCAACACGACGUACAGAUCCAUGACCGGCAACAGUCCUAGCAAGACCCUCUACAUGGGCAACGUGCCCUAUGAAUUGACGGACCAGGAUCUGCAGGAUUUGUUCGAUGAUAUCUCCGGUGUCACCGAUGUCCGCAUCCCCGUCGACCGUCGCACGGGUUUGCCCCGUGGAUUCGGACACGUCGACUUCGUCGACGUGAAUAGCGCUUCCCGCGCCAAGGAGGUUCUGUCCCGCAAGGCGCCUUACGGCCGCAAGCUGAUGGUCACCUUUGCUAAGGGCAAGGUCUUGACCCCUGAGGACCACCAGCGUCGCGAGCAGAAGAAGCUUGAGAAGAAGAGCUUUUACAACAAUCGCCAAGGUGCUCGGGAUGAUGUCGAGUCCGAGCAGGCCUCCAAUCACACUGAGACUGAGCAGGUCUCCAAUCACACUGAAACUGAGCAGAAACAGUAG